This is a messenger RNA of Xenopus tropicalis (tropical clawed frog), 519 nucleotides long. RefSeq names its product PET100 homolog (gene pet100). The record is from RefSeq and is a predicted model, not a curated record. The coding region runs from base 70 to 306 and encodes 78 amino acids. Gene Ontology annotation, biological process: mitochondrial respiratory chain complex IV assembly; protein folding. The transcript has 4 exons. Gene Ontology annotation, cellular component: mitochondrial membrane; mitochondrion; membrane. NCBI's taxonomy places the organism in Eukaryota, Metazoa, Chordata, Amphibia, Anura, Pipidae.
UCAGAAGACGGCCAAGCGCUCCGACCAAUAAGAUUUGAGGAGGUGUGGCUGGAGGCUAGCGUGCUGAAUAUGGGGGUGAAGCUGGAAGUUUUCAGGAUGGUCCUCUACCUGACCUUCCCUGUCACAAUGUUCUGGAUCUCUAAUCAAGCAGAGUACUUUGAGGAGUAUGUUGUGAAACGAAAGAGAGAAAUCUGUCCCCCAGAACGUGAGCACCAGAGGAUAGAGCUGGAGGCAUUCCAGGAGAAGAUGAGGAGAAGGAGAGAGGAGAGGCUUCUGGCAGAAGAAGAGAACAUCAAACAAAUAUAACUGUUUUACCAGGGGGAACCUGUAAGCCAUUGGGUCCUUGCACUCUAUAACACAGUGUGUGAUAAUGUUUUUUUUUUGUAUUAUACAAUAUGAUUACAUAUAUAUUAUGUUACAGGCUGGAAUUUGUGAUUUGUCUAUCCCUGUUUCCAUUUCCAUUUUGGACACAAUGUGAUGAAUCCAGGGUAGGGAAAAUAAAAUAGUUUAAAAACUGUG